AUGCCAGACUUGCGCCCAAGCACAGCUGCAGCUUUACCAUGCCCUCCUAUCAACAAAGGGACUAGGGAUCAGGUGGACAAGCCCUACCCCUCAGUGCGGCCCUCAACAGCAAUCCAGUUGACUCGCUCCAAGUUGACGAGUGACAACCCCUUUUUGAUUGCACAAUUUGCGGAGCUAUUGGCAUUUUUUGGCAAUUCAUCAGAGGUCCAUCGCUCACUGGUUUCUUCACCAUUUGCGGAUGAACAUCGCAAGAGGUUGUUAAAUAACUACGCUGCUACCACUGUUUUUCGCUACUUGCAAGCAGUGCAGAAGUUUGUACGCGUGACGACACAGUUGGGUAUGGACAUUCAUGCAUUGUCGGAAUCCCAGUUGGCCGAUGUUUUGACAGUGAUGCAACAAUCCAGGUCAUGUGACACGGAUAGGGAUGUUAGUUCCGGCAAUUUUACCAUCAAAGCACUGCGGUGGUGGUACAAAAUCGCUGGUGUCACCAACUUUCAAAUUUGUUUUUCCCCGCUGGUCGACAGCUUCCUGAAGACCAAGUUGAGCAAGGAUAAGAGGGAAGCACCCCCGCUUCCUCUUUGGCUUCUCUUUCAAUGGGAGCGUCGGGUCCUUCAGAGUGCUGCAACAGUUUAUGAAACAAUGAUGUUGGGUGCAUUCCUUCUUAUCACAUGGGCAGGUCUUCGUUUCGCUGACGCACAGAGGUUGAAUGUUGACUCCCUUGUAUUUAAUUUUCAGGAGCUACGUGGAUUGGUCUGGAGAUCCAAGACGAUGGCAGCAGGCCACCCCUUUGGGGUACAAGCAGCAGGCCUAUGCAGUACAGGGACAUUCACCUGGCUUUUCAAAUUUUUGCAAACAUGGGACCAGCUCAUGAGGGAUCUUCAAAUUCCACGUUCACAAUGUGAUUUUUUGAUUCCUGCCAUGCAACCGGAUGGCACCAUCUCAGAGUUUGAACCAUUGGACUAUGCGGGGACAACCAAAAUUUUCAGAGCGAUGUUGAUGACCCCAUGGAAGCGCUUUCAAGGGGACCAUCCAUUAGAGCGGCUUCAGAUGACUUACACACUUCAUUCCAUGAAAGCCACGCUUUUGAGCUUUGGGCCACAGUUGGGCACUUUGGUCAGCGACUCAGAUCGUCUUUUACAAGGACAUCACCAGGAUCAGAAACAAUCUUUAAAUCUGUAUGGUCGCGAUAGCGUUUGGGGUUCUCUCCGUUAUCAACAGACAGUCACAUCACAGAUUCAACAAGGAUGGAGGCCUAAAACUGCACAACAUAGAGGGGGACAGUUUCCUCUUGUGGAGCCAACGGUUGUCUUAGAGCGCUACAAAAAAGCGGCACCUGACUACAGGUUUGAAUGGCUUCCAUUUCAUCACCAUGAGGAACCCCAGGAACUGCCACCGGCUCAAGAGGUGGUCUCUGAAGAAUCCGAUACGGACUCCAGCAGCAGCGACAGUGACACUGACAGCAAAGGUUCUGAACAGGCUUUGUCAGCUCAGGAGAUGAACCCCAAGAAGCAGGAACCAAUACAAGCGGACGAAGCUGUGUUUGCUCGCCAUCGACGGGUCACCCAUGCUAUGGUGAUUAUGGAUGACGGCAAUGAGUCCAGACCUUUUUUCAUGGGGCAUUUGUGGAAGGCGUCCUGUGGAAAUUGCGUCAUGACUACAAAGUCAUUAGAGGAUGCCAUGUCGGCAUGUGGCGUUGAACCAGUCAUUGCAUCACAGCUGGUGCAAAUGGGCUGGACGGUUCCAACAUUUGCGUGUGCUGCGGUGAAUUUAGAAGCGUUUGAUCGCCUGUGGCCGGAGUUUUUUCCAGAGGAAGAACCUUCACUGCUGCAGAAAGCUUCGCUGAGGGCUGCGUUCAAGAUGUGUCAAGAAAUGACACAACCAGCAUUAACCAAUAACCAGGCUGCACCUGCCUCAGCGGCUUCGGAUCCUAUGGCGAAUCCUGGAACUUGGGCGGAGAGUUUUCCACCGAAGUUAGAUGCAACAGUGAUUGAUCAGAUGAAAACCAAAUUUUUGGCCAGUUACCCUUCAGAGUUGGUCAAUCAUGAUACCAUGCCAAGCACGACUUUUGCAAUUGAGGCCACGUCCAAUGAAGAUCCCUUCGGCCCCAUCACAGCCCAGCUUUUCAGGAACCUCAGGUUCAGCGGCCUCAACCAGUGCCGUGGCUGUGGCAGGAGCCAUCAGUCCUUGGUCGGAACCCGAUCAGAAACGGGGGAAUAUUUAAGUCGCCAGACUGCAUGCUACCCAGAGGCAUUGGCAACAAAAUUUGAUGCACAACAACAAUUUCCAUUGGGCGUUGCCUUAGGCAAAUUAGGAAUUGCACACUCGGAAGGCAGAGCACCACGCCUGGUCCUUGACCAGACCAUCUGCGGCCUCAACGGCAGGUGCCGUAUACCUGAGCGGAGUACAUUGCCUUCUAUCAAGGACGUGUUGCGCACAUUCCCAAUUAGGAAUUUUUCUGGCGACCAUAUGGGAUUUUCGUUAGACAUUAAGUCAGCCCACAAGAGAAUCUUCGUUCGAGAAGAAGAACAUGGACUUCUAGGCUUUACUGUGCAGGGCAAGUUGUACUUUUAUAGAGUCGCUCCGUUCGGAGCCACCUUCUCGGCAGCGUGGUGGUCCAGACUUGGUGGCUGGAUGCUCAGGCUCUUCCACUUUCUUGUUUGGUGGUCACACGUUGCCUUGUUAUACGUUGAUGACUUCUUGUUCUUCCAAUCAUUAUUCAGCAUGCCACUCUCGGCUACAAUGAUCUGUAUCCUGAGUCAGAUUACAAACAUCCCUGUGUCUUGGCAAAAAUGCGAGUUGGCAUUCAGCAUACAAUGGAUUGGAUGGAAAAUUCACUUGAGGUCAGGGUUUGUCGAAAUCCCGGUCACCAAAAUCAAGAAAUUCCAAGAUUAUUUGCGAUCAAUGGGGCGGAGCUCCCGUACCUCCAAGCGCAAUUUGGAGAAGUUGAUCGGCCUGGCCCUUUGGUUAACUCAACUUUGGCCGUACAUGCGAAUUUGGAUUCGACACUGGUACCAUGAUUUGUAUUCCAUUCCUGCUACACAUUACAGUAUUGACAAUGGUGAUUGGCGAGCUUUUUCAUCUUAUUUGGAUGACAAUUUGAAUUUCACCUCUCGUCCAUCUGGGACGGCCUUGCCAAUUGGUGGACAACUCCUGGCGGUGCGUCAUCAAACUGUUCAAACCAAGAAUGAUUUGGCCAAAGUACAUGUAUCCAAUAAACGAAUUUGGCUUCGCAUCAGAGACCCCGCUUCCACCAAACGCAAACUUUCACCUUCGAGCUUGCGUAUUGUUCAACAAUUUAUGUUAUGGCUUUCAGGCUUAUCCCCCAUGAAACCUUUGACACCCAAGACAUACUGGCCUGGGAUUGCUGCUGCAGACGCAUGUGCAGCUGGUGACACAUGUGAAAUUGGGGGAUUUGUCAAAUCCGACUCCGGCAAAGUAUACUGGUUUUCAGAAAUUUAUUCACAUUCAGAUUUUGCAAACUUGAACAUUGAGUUGGAAUCCGAAAUGCAACGAUCCAUCUCCUCUUUUGAGACCUUGGCUCAAAUCGCCUUACUGUUCGUGACAGCUCAAUUUUUUCCAGCUCAUCGCAUGCCAAUUUGUUUAAAAAGUUUGAGUGACAACAGUGGAGCCGAAUCCGGAAGUAAUAAACUUUGGAGCAUGACCUAUCCCCUUGCCAUUUUCCUGGAACGCAUGUGCCUGAUGUCAGCCAUCUUAGGAAUCGAGAUUGACGUGAGCCACAUUCCAGGCUCACAAAACAUCUUGGCAGACGACCUCAGCAGGUGGGACCAAUCCGGAAGCCCACCACAUGAUUUCCGAUUGACAGAUCGCAUCCGUAUCUCCCUUUCAGACUUAUGGAACAUCCGUAGAUCGCCAACAUUAGUUCCAACACAGGCCACCAUUCCUUGGACGUUGCCUAGCUGGUAG
Messenger RNA from Cladocopium goreaui, 3924 nucleotides. Lineage: Eukaryota; Dinophyceae; Suessiales; Symbiodiniaceae. The record is from the annotation of a GenBank genome assembly.